UCGCUGUCGCGUUUGGACUGUUGGAGAGCAACGGAAAGAGGAAGUGGACACUGGCAGACACUGCAUAGCCUAUAGGUAGCAGCGACGAGCGACGACGUGUGUCGACAAACCAGGCGACGAAUGUCGAGGUUUCUCAUUCUGCGGAGGAGAUGCGCGUCCCAGGGGACCGCGGGGCAAUGAGUAACGACGAGUCGGCCGGAACGUGGGUCAUGAGUAGCGCAAAAUGAGAAGAUCGUUUAACGCCGCGGUGGAGGCCCGAACAACGGACUGCCUCGAAGUCACGAGACGUCUGCACAAAAGCGUGACGGAGAUUGUCAAGAAGUUGGAUGAGCAAAAGAAUCGUGCCCUGACAGUGAGCGACAUAUUUGUUCCAUCUGUGAAGAUUCAACGUAUGAAACUCAAGGAUUAUUGCGAGAGGCUGAUAUUGAAGGACCCUGUUGGAAACGUGCACAAAAUAGAGGAACUUCUGUGGAGAAAGGCCUUUUACGAUGUUGUAUACACAGCCAAAAAGUUACGGAAGGGUAAUACCUGGAAUGAUAUGGAAAAAAUGCUGCUUUCGGCCCAUCUGUUGGUUGGUGUGGGAUAUUAUCAUCAUUUAAUAACGAGGCUACAAUUGGAAUACGAUCUAGACCUUGUUGGUGUGGUUGAUUUUGCUUUCAUUCAAAAUGAAAGUAUUUCAUCAUACGCAAGAACCAAAAUAGGGCAGUCUAAAACUCAUACCAAGGAGCUUAAACAGUGUGUCAUACGCUUGAUUCAUCGAAGCUUGGUAUGCCUUGGAGACUUGAGUAGGUACAAAUUAGAAUUAAAUUCAAACUGGGAUCCAAUGAUAGCAAACAGAUAUUAUAAGAUGGCCAUAGCCGUCGAUCCAAACAUUGGUAUGCCUCACAAUCAGCUUGGUACUAUAGCAGGCAAUAAAAAUUAUGGAUUAGAUGCAGUCUAUCAUUAUAUGAGAAGUGUUUUAUGUUCUGAGCCAUUUGAAGGGGCAGAAGGAAAUCUAAUGAAAAUUAUAGUAACUCAAUCUACCUAUACAGAUGAGAGCAAUUCUGUCCAUCAUUGUAUAUCGCGAUUAUUUUCUUUGUUACUUUUAUGGGAUUAUGAAAAUCCACAUUCUGAUAAAAUAAAUCAGGAAUGUCAGGCUCUUUUAACCGAUUUAGAGAAUUGUUUAACAAUGGAUCAAAUUGAGCCAACUAAUACAGAGUGUCUAGAAAAUAUGGAUAACAUCGAAACAUAUCUUCAAAAUUGUAAAAACAGACCAACGCUUUACUUAACAGAUGAUAUGGUGUUUAAGAUCGUGACAAUAUGCUUAAUGUCAAUUUCUAGAUUAAAGAAUAAAGAGUCCAACGAAGUACAGGGCGUCGUUGCUAUAACUUUAGCGAUACUGUCGCAAUUGCUAGAAUUUAUAAUAACGAAAUUGCAAAAAAUUAUUAUAGAAAUACCUGAUGUAGAAGCAAGUGCGAAAGGAAAUACUUGCUCCAAAUUGGAAAAUGCACAGGAAGAUCAAGCGUCUGAAUCGGGAGCCAACGGAGAUCACGUGGAAGGAAAAGAUUCUACUUUUAGCCAAGACAAUAAUGUACUCAGUUUAGGUGAGACUAACAAAGCUAAGUCAUCGAACAACGGAAUCAUCACGAACGAAUCAAGUCCCAAAAAGACAAACCGCGACAAAUCGAAAAGUCUUCUCAGCAAGCUCCGUAGACGAAAGAGGAGAACCAGCUCCGAUUCGGACGCGAGCGACGUAGACCAAUCCACCCUGGCGUCGUCUAGUGAUGAAGUCAAUUCCGAGACGGAGGAGGAUGACGCACUGAGUGAGGGGGGGAAUGACGUAUUGUCGGACGACAAUACGGACGACGAGGAAUCGUCUCCAGAAAAGAUCCAGACUAUCAAAAAUAUGGCACAGCCAGCGAAAGAAGAGAUGAACGGCCAUAGCAGCGAUGUCGCUGACAAAAUUGCGGAGAAUUGCGAUAAAGACAGUGUCAACCAUUUGGUUAACGGCCAACAGCACGCGACUGAUCAGCAAACAGAUUCGAAAGCGAUGAGCGACAAGGAUUCUGUAAUAAAUUCUAGCAGCGCUGUGACCAUCACGAACACGGACUCGAGUAGUGCCUUCGAGGAGGGUGCUGAUAAUCGCAACGCGGACAACAACAUCCUUUACGUGGCACAGUUGAAGAAGCAGAGUUUAAAAUCGGACGAUGUUCUGAAUAUGUUGAUUGGCAGGGAGAUCCUCGUGUCCAUUAAAGUGUGCUGCGAUUGGCUCCGAAGUAAUCCUGACAUCGUGAGGAUAUGCGCCAAAAGUUCGCGGACAUUGUUGAAGCGUAUUACGAUCUUAUUGAAUCUAAUCUCCGUUGAUAUCGAAACUCUUGUGCGGGAGAGCGAGGAUUCUACGAUUCUGUCCAGCGUGGAGAGAUUGAAGGAAUGCGUGAAGAUCGUACCUCUACCGGAGGAUAUUGAUCUACGAGGGUUGAGUUUGUUGGAGAACGCUCAUAAAGCUCUUGAUUGGCAGAUACUUCGUAAACAUAAAAUGAAUAGGCGAGAAGAAACGCUAUUGAGAGUGUUGAAGCUAAUCGAAUUCGGACACCAUCUCUGUUCCGUUGAGGAUUCAAGGAUACAGUACAAUCAGACAGAGCGAUUGUUCACGGUGACAGAUGCGAGUGCCUCGAAAGUACCGAAGGUGAUAGGUCUGGACAAGAAAAAUUUCGAGCCGGAACACUCGAAAGGGAAGCUUAUGAGACACAUGGGCAGAUUGUGGUUGAAUGCGGAGGUUCGAGCUCUAGAAAGCCAAUUACGGUCUCGACUGAUGUCACCUAUCGCAUAUCUUGUUCCUGAUCACGAAGCUUUAGCCAAGCAUACGCCGGCUCUCAAACGCUUGGUGUACGCAAAGAAAUUUGUAGUGGUGAUCCCCGUGGCUGUUAUCUCUGCUUUGGACGAGGUGAAACGCGUAAGCGCUCAGGCGAGAGAAGCAACGCGAUGGCUGGAGAAUCAAUUGAGGCGUGGUUCGAGAUUCUUACGGGCGCAGAAACCUCACGAGCGUUUGGCGCUGCCGUUAAUCAAAGGACCAAAACCUAAAGACAAAGAAGCGUGGUUAUUUUUCCAGAUAAUAGAAUGUUGUCACUAUCUUACCCAGCAAGCAAAGGUCGGUUUUACUGGCGAUGGGGAGCUACCGGUUGUGACUCUCCUAACUGGUUGUGAACCAGACGAUACGAAAACUCUGACUUUUAGUCCCGAUGGAUUAGCGAGAAGUGCAGGUGUCAAUCUCGAGCAUAUAGAAUUGUUUCAAAUAAAAUGGAAAUCAUCGAUUAAGAGUUACGGUUGAGCGAAGUGUAUCACUCCUGCGUGAUUAUCUGUCGCUAAAUCUCAUUCAGAGAGAUCUAUUAUCUAUUGCUCGGGUGUCAGCCGAUCAAAGGAUAAAUACUUCAAGAGGGUUGGAAACCCGUGCAUAUGACAAAAAAAAAUACGGAAAAAAUUGAAAAGCGACCGCAGAAUAAAUCGGUGCCGAUAAAGAAAAUGUCAUUUUUCCGCAGAAGAAUCUUAAGUAAUAGACCGAUGCUUUUUUUUCUCUUUCUAAUCAUUCGUAUUGCCAUUUAUGUUUAAAAAGAUUGUAUUUUUAAGUAAACGUUUUUAAAUAAUGUGAGCAACACGUUUUCCUCAGCCCUAUUAUCCAGUCUGGCGAGUCGCAGUCCGUUUGCAGACGCGAAUUAACACGCUGCAUUGAAGAACAGAAGGCAUGAAUUUAAAAUGAGUGUUCACGUUCAUAUUCAUUGAAACAAUCGAGGACUGUCUACGCAUAAAUUCGGAAUACCGUUGAUCGACACACGAGCUAAUUUUGUACUUUGAGGAAGAAAUAUGUACAUCUUAUAUAUUUCAA
Molecule: messenger RNA, 3859 nt
Organism: Wasmannia auropunctata (little fire ant)
Lineage: Eukaryota; Metazoa; Arthropoda; Insecta; Hymenoptera; Formicidae
Gene: Smg5
Product: protein SMG5
Exons: 8
Coding region: 224-3307 (1027 amino acids)
Biological process (GO): nuclear-transcribed mRNA catabolic process, nonsense-mediated decay
Cellular component (GO): telomerase holoenzyme complex
Molecular function (GO): telomerase RNA binding; telomeric repeat DNA binding; protein binding
Source: RefSeq, a predicted model, not a curated record